Molecule: messenger RNA, 6960 nt
Organism: Xenopus tropicalis (tropical clawed frog)
Lineage: Eukaryota; Metazoa; Chordata; Amphibia; Anura; Pipidae
Gene: msl2
Product: MSL complex subunit 2
Exons: 2
Coding region: 698-2440 (580 amino acids)
Cellular component (GO): nucleus; chromosome; MSL complex
Molecular function (GO): ubiquitin protein ligase activity
Source: RefSeq, a predicted model, not a curated record
CCUCCUUAUGGUGCGCGGCCCCGCGGCCGGAGCCCUUCCCGCCAGUGUGUGCGCGCCUGAGUGUGUGCGGGACCCGAACCGGCGGGGAGAGAGAGAGCGAAGCGCGUUCGUGAGGCCCGCAUCAGCCCCUCCCCCAGCCUGUACCCCGGCGGGGAAAGAGAGGCCGCCAGCACCGCUAUACCCCAUACAGCAACAGGAAGGCCGGGGCUUCCCCGCACACUGAGGCGCAGCGUGUGUCCGGAGAGCGGAGUAGGCCGCGGAAAGGGGAGUGAGAGGCCCGGGUACGUGUGUGCUGCUGUCGGCCUUCCGUGGCGGGAUGUGAGUCGGUGCCGGGACAUUGCUGCCUACCGGGGAUACAGCUCAUACCGGGGAUAUAGCUCAUACCGGGGGAUAUACCGCUGCUCAUACCGGGGGAUACACCGCUACCUGGGGACAAGUGUGAGAGACAAAGCCCUGCCCGGCGGGGAAUAUGGAGCCCUACCCGAGCCCCUAGCCGCUUCCUACCCGCACAUUAUGGGCGCCCCGCCGCCUGCCCUGUGAAGCCGGGGGGGCACCUCCGUGUGGGAUGGCCGCUAUGUAAGUGGGGCUCCCCCGGGCCGAGACCGGAGCGGCAUGUAGCGCAGGAUCCCCCCACUGACUGCCCGAGUGGAAUCGCCUUUCUCUGGAAUAAGGCGGAGGCCGCGCUUUGGAGGCUGCAAUGAACCCGGUGAAUGCUACCGCCCUAUACAUCUCAGCGAGCCGCCUGGUGCUCAACUACCACCCCGGGGAUCCUCAGGCCUCCGCCGAGAUCUGCAAGAUGCUGCCCUAUUUCCGCCAGGCCUUGGCCUGCUGUGUGUGCGGAAAACUGCUGGAAGAUCCCAUUGCACCAAUCAACUCAACGUGCCAGCACUAUGUGUGCAAGCAGUGCAAGGGGAAGAAGAUGAUGAUGAAGCCUUCUUGCAGCUGGUGCAAAGACUAUGAGCAGUUUGAGGAGAAUAAGCAACUGAGCAUCCUGGUAAACUGUUAUAAAAAGCUCUGUGAAUAUAUCACUCAGACGCCACUGGCGCAGGACAUUUUAAAUACAGUUGAGUGUUCUGCAGACAUUUUGGCUUUUCUUCCUGAAGAGCCUCCUGUUGAGGAAAAACAGGAAUCCACCUCAGAGCCACCCUCGCCUUUGUGUCGCUCGCAUUCUCCAUUACCAACUAAAUCUGAACAUGGAUCAGAACAUGAAGCAACCAUUUGUCAACUACCACAAGACAGACCUAGUAUUGAGGCAGAGUGCUUGGUCUCUAAUGGACUGCCCAAUUGUAAUGGGCUGUCUGAGACUGAACUCCCUGUAAAUAUCCCCUCCCCCGAAAGCCCCAGCCCCAUGGACCUCUGUUGCACAGCUGUUGACAUUAAAACAGAAGACCUGUCGGAGAGCUUAGAUACUGUGUGUGAUCCGGUAUCCACUAGUGACUUGUGUGCCGCAGGACUUGAUAUUUGUGGCUAUAACGAUGAUCUUAAAAGUGGUGGCCCGUUGUUGCUGAGUGUCGAGGAAGUCCUGCAGAGCCUAGAGACCGUUUCAAGUACAGAGGUCAGUGACUGUGAUUUGCAGCACAGUUUGGAUACCACAGCUUCUAAUGGGGCUUUCUUGGAACUCUGUCCCCAACCCCUGACACACACUGUUUUGCUGUCUGACAGCCAUGCCCCAGCACAUGGGAUCUCCUGCACUACCGCCACCCUAAAAAUGGUAAAGACUCAUCGCAAGCGAUCCCGUUCCGAAAGCGACAGUGAAAAGGUGCUUCCGUUACCAAUUUCUAGCAUCAUACUUGGGCCAACUCUGGGAUCCCCUGCCCCUCUGUUACUGACACGGGAAAACAGGAACUUCUUGCAGCCAAUGGCAACUGUCCCCAAUGGGGGUAGCUCACCCAAAAUCAGUAAAACUAUUCUCUUGUCUAAUAAAAACCUGAAAAAGAACCCAGAGCACGGUCCUAAGAAAACCCAUCAAAAAUCCAAACCAGCCUUGCUGAAAACAAAGGACAAGGUAAAGGAAAAAAUCCCCACCAAUAAUGUGGUGCCUGGAAGUCCCACCAAAACUGUAUAUAAAAAGCCACAGGAGAAAAAAGGCUGCAAAUGUGGACGUGCUACCCAAAAUCCAAGUGUUCUUACGUGCCGAGGACAGCGCUGUCCUUGCUAUUCUAAUCGCAAAGCCUGCCUGGACUGCAUUUGCCGUGGCUGCCAAAACUCAUACAUGGCAAAUGGAGAGAAGAAGCUAGAGGCAUUUGCAGUGCCUGAAAAGGCUCUGGAGCAGACCAGGCUUACUUUGGGCAUUAAUGUAACAAGCAUUGCUGUGCGAAAUGCCAGCACAAGCACCAGUGUCAUCAAUGUCACAGGUUCCCCUGUAGCGACCUUUUUAGCUGCCAGUCCCCACGAUGACAAAAGCUUAGAUGAAGCUAUAGACCUUAGAUUUGACUGUUAAAUGGGACAGCUAUUCCCCGGCUUGAAGAAAGCAGGAGAAUGGCAGCAGUUUUAUGGCAGCUAUGGAUCUGUUUGGUUAACUUUGCAGGAGCUUCAGCAUAUAGGUCACUUGUAUCAAGUGUGUUCAUUGCUAAGUUAUGUGUUCUUGUAUGUGAGGGGGCAGGGAGGGAAGGGUCAGUGGGGUGGGACACGAAAAGAGUUUGGUGAUAAGAGAAAUUGUAACCCUAAAUUCUGUAUGUCUAUUUCCUCGACUUCAGUUUGCAUUUUUUCGCAAAUUUUGAUGCACCUGAUUUAUAGAAAAUGACCUUUGGCAAAAAGUGCAACCACAAAAUGACCUCUUGUAUCCUGUCAUGAAUUGUUUUAAUCAGCCUGUUUUUGUCAGUGGUUAUGGACACCUUUAUUUUUGCAGGUAAUGAGCAAUUUAGAACUUUUCAACUUCCUUUUCAUUUCAGCCACAUUUAGAAUGACACAACAUCCAGACUUUAGGGGCACAUUUUGCAGUAUAUAUAUAUUAUUCAGAACUCUUCUUAGGAAAAGAGAAUAACUUACUCCUUUUUUAAGUGUUACACAGAACAAAAAGCACUGAGUAUUAAACAAGGCAUGAUGUGAGAGUUAUAGUAUAUCUAUAUAUAUAAUGUGAGAGAUAUGCCAGAAUGAAGAGAGAUUAUCUUGUGAGCUGGGAAAGGGACACGAGGCUCAUGAAUGUGUCAUAUAUGUUUAAUGGUGGUUUGUCUUGCAUUGUCACUUAUAGAUGAGAAAUGCAGUUGAGCUAAGAGUCCAGUAAGGAACAUGGGUUCUAGUAGAGGUAAAAGGCAAAUGGCUAGAGUAUAUUCACACCCGUCACGGCCCUCGCCCGCCCCAAAUCCAUUCAGAAGUUCUAGUCUAGGUGCAUAUAGAAACACAUCUUAAUUUAUACUGUUCAGCACAGGCACAGCAGAAAUUGCAGUAGCCCCCUUUCUCUCCUUAGCUAAUUUUUAAGUUGCUUUAAAAUACUGCCAGCCUUUAGAGUAUUUAAUACAAUCACUUUUUCUGUAUCAAUUCCCUAGGGAAUCAACUCUCCAAUAUACAUUAUUUAAAUUAAAUGGAAGCUAACAUUUUAAUUCUGAAACCCUUGGAUAAUACAUACUAUAAAAUACAGUAUUGAUGAAUAUUAACGGGUUAGUGUCAUACCUUUUGUCUGGUGUACAGAGAAGCUACAUUCGUGGGCUUAUCAUGCAGAACCUUUCCCCUACACAGCUGCAAGCGCUUACAAAAUGGUGCUUGCUGUGUGUAAAGACCUGAAGGCCUCUGCAACUUUUUGGGUUGCUACUUUGCUUUGGGUGGUUACGAGAAAUGAAUCCGUGCAGUUGAACACAACUGUCAUGUAUUUCUACUGACCACAGCUAGUACAGUAGCACUCCAAGUGGUGGCUAAGACCAAGGCUCAGUAAGUGAUAGACAUAGGGUGCUGCAGCGUCACAGGGUUUCCUUGGAGCACCCAACUAUAUAGCCUGGACCUGACGUUCUCUCAACAUUUUUUUUUUUGCACAUGCAAAACUAUGAGUUUAACUUCAGACUUUGCAUUUAUGUUGGCGUGUUCAUUUUCUCAGGGUUGUCAUUAUUGUAUGAAAGGCAGAAAAUAAACCUUAACUGUCCUCCCUUUUUCUAAACCUGAACUUUAGGAGCAUUCUGUACUGAGCUGCCAUUGUCGUUGCAUUUAUGAAGCUGCUAAAGAAAGUGAAUGCUUGAGUGUUCUAUAUCAAUACAAUAUACAUACAGAUAUAUUCACAUAGAUGGGCAUACAUUUAAACAGGGAUAGCUCGGGAACAGGCAACCACUGACACUUCAGGUCCCAGCAUUGUUCCGUCAGUUGGUAGCAUGGUGCUGGGGGUUGUGCCAUCCGUUGCCUUUUCUGAACGGCUAUUUAUGAGCUGUUUGCUUAUAUAAAGGAUUAUAAUCAAGUCUUUCAUGUACAUGGUAUGUGAUACUAAUAGGGAGGUUGAAUGGAUCUAAGUGUCUAGGACACCGUUGUGCAUAUGACUGCUCACCAAUCUCCACCAAACCUAUGCAACAUAUACUAUUUUUGAUAUCAUCCUUACUGUGACACAGGCUCUGUUAAACAUUUGGAUAUAAGUUGUUCCUAAUCUGAAUAGUUAUUCAAAAAUAACAAAUUCCAAUGCCACUAUUUGUUUGGUCUGGUUAUAAUGUGGUCAGAACCAUCCCAUGUACACUGAUCCUCCCUGGGAUUGCAGCUCUGCUCCAGGGCCCACCGAGAGGGAUACAAUGCAAAGCUGGCAAUUAGUUGGACAACUCCCAUCAAAACGGAGUAGCUGAAUUUUCAUCCAUGUUAGUUCUGACAAUAAUGCAGUUUACACAUCCUUGAAUUUUGGUAUUCUGAUCCAAUCAAAAAUCUUCAUUGGCUGUAGUGUCAGAAGUGUAACCCAGCUAGUAUUACUGCACAGGAGUCCUGCAAUAUGGGGCCCAAACUUGCACAUAUGCAUGAUCUCUAGAACAGUUUGGCGUGGGUACGGACUCCAGCACAGUCACAAAGUUACCAACCUAAAUAACUCUUAUUUGUAUGACGCUUCCAAAUCCAUUCAGCAAUGUCAAUUUUGAGCUUGAGUAUACAAAAUUCACUUUCUGUGGGUAAAUGUAAGCUUUCCAGCCAUGCUUUGCUUGUUCCAAUCACUCCACGUUAGCAACAACAUUUCUGUGCUCUGUUCUGCUAAACAUUUAGGCCUCUUUUAUGUUUCCUUGUUCUCCAUAUCCACUCCCUCUGCUAGGCACAGUCUGUGGAACCCAGUGAGCUGCCGGCAUUUAGAUCAGUGUUGCUGCAUAUAACAACUUGGUUGUACCAGCUGCCUUUAAGUGUCAUUGCUGCAGGGGGAGCUGAUACUGAGCUGUAUGGAUUGCACUACACAUUGUACUGUAAAUAGGUUAUUAGGAAAGUCUGUCCCGGGAGAGGCCUGUUGGACUGGAUGUGGCACCCAGCUUGCCUUAAUUUGUGGCACAGUUUUAGCAGAUGCUUAGCCCACCACUCAAAUUCCAGUAGUUUUUAUUAUUGGAUUCUGCAGGAUAUUUGAGGUUAAGUUAAACUAAACCCUAAAUUGAUGUGACUUUUAAAUGUCACUUUUUCUUUUUCAGACUCAUGAAAGAAAAAUAACUCUUAUCGAUUGUAUGUUAUUGCUAUAUCCAUAUCAAGAUAUAUUGUAUGCAGAACAGAUAGCAGGCGUGGGGCGAACGUUCCCUUCUGUCCUGUUUCAUGGCACAGACUUCCUCAGCGCAGCACCACUUGCCUUGUUUCCAUUAGCCACAGCCAAUCGGGCAGCCGCCAUGCAUUCAGUGGAUAUGUAAGGGCCAUAUAUAUUUAUGUUCUACUUUUCUAGACCAUCCGAAAGUGACGGCAGCCUCUGGCUGAGCAUGACGUCCCCUCGCAGCUGCUGGUUAUUUCCACUGUCUGCUCCAAAACCCAUUUGAGUGGUUGUCCUGCUAUGGAAUUCCGUAUUAUACAACUCCUGUCUAAAGCUCUUACAGGCCAAGCAUAACGCUAUCUCUUUUCUAACUCUUCCUGUGCUGCUUUCACAAGCGCUGUUAGAUUUUGACCUAUCUGUGUACUAAGGAAUAUGUUCCUCCUUGCGUUACUGUGUUCAGGGACUUGGAGCCUUAUUGGCUGAUGGACGUGGCCUUUGUCUAGUUUUACAGGUUCCAUCCCAGCAUUGUAAGAGCCAUUGGGAAUACUGAUUUGACAGCUUCAUGUCCUUUUCUGUGAUAUGUCUGGUUUCCUCUUGUGAAUGUGCUCAGGUAGUUUCCUAUUUCCCUUAUAUCGUGUCCAGGGGCAGGGGAGGGACUGCUAGGGAUUGAGGGUUGGGUCAAGCCAUAGGAAGAUCAGAUGUGUCCAUUGUGUAAUAGUCCCCUUCCCCCAUGUUUUCUUUUUUGCAAGCAGAGUAACUAUUUUUGAUAAAGAGUAAAAGCUGCUAACUGCAGCUUAGUCUGUGUCUUUUUAUGUUCUUUUUAAUCAUUUGUUCUGAGGUUCUGUUCUGUGAUGUUCUAUUUAAAAACAGAUUGUAUUUCCUUACAUUUUGUGCUGUGGCUUUCUGAGUUGACCAAAGUACUUCCCUAAUUACUAGAAUAUCCCCCUCAACACCAUGGAAAACCCGUUUAUCUCAAUUAACAGGUUUAGGGGUCAGCGUUGCCCAAUGUCAUCGAUGUAACCUGGAGCUAUAAUGAACAGGGUGCCCUACUAGCAGCUGAAAGCUUUAAUACCAUUUCAUACAUCAUUCCUUGAUUCCUCGUUAUUAAAUGUUCAUUCUGCCACGUAUCCCACACACUCACACAUCCGCCGGACACAAAUACAAAUAGAGAAAAUUUGUUAUUUACAACUGUAGGAUUCCCAAAUCUACCCUAAAUCUGCUGGCUAUACAGUUUCUCUAGACCCGAUGAAUAACCCAUGUGGCAUUACGUUGUGAAGUUUAUUCAAUGCUGGUAUUCAUUGCCACCAAUCUGUAUCAAAUGUAAAUGUUUAUCAAUAAAUACUAGUUUUCUA